UAUUUAAUUUCAAAAUAAAAAUGAAUAUUGAAGAAAAAAUGAAUAAUAUUAAAACAGCGUUUGAUAAAUUAUUAGAAGAAGAUCAAGAAUAUUUUGAGUUCGUCGACAAUGAAAGCUUAUGUACAACAUGUAAAUUGGAGAUUGACGAUCAAAAUUUUAAUAGUGUUGCAGUAAAACAAGAAAACUCAAUUCAUUUUGAUGAGAAUAUUUAUUCUCACUCAUUAAAUGAUAUUGACAGCUGUCAAGAACUCCAAAAAGCUACACGGUCGUUAUCAAGGAUAAGUUUGGAUCAAAAUGAUUUUAAGCUUACUGAUAAUGAUAUUAAUAAUUUAGAACAGACAAAUCAUCAAGUCAUUAUUAAUGACAUAAUUAAUAAUAAUAAUGAUGCCGUUAUUGUAGAAAAUUCUUUAUUCAAUUAUUCUCCUAGUUUUGUUUGCACAGGAGUUGACAAAGCAUUGACAAUCCUGGAGCAAAACUUAGAGGAUUCCAAUGUAAAGAAGACUAGAGUUGUCACUUCAGAAAAAAAUGAUCCAGCUGUUAAUGAUAAAUUAUUUUUGAGCGAUAAAGAAACCCAGACUGAUCUAGCAAAUGGAUCCAGUCAACAAGAUAAUCUUUGGGUUGAUAAUGAAUUUUUAUCUGAUAAAGAAUUGGAAAAAAUAGACCUUUUAGUUAAUGAGCAUGCAAAUGGAGAUCUUAAUAAUAAUAAUAAUAAUAAAAGAAAGUGUGAUAAUGUAGGUAGUGAAAAUAGUGCUAAAAAAAUAAAACUUGGAGCAAGAGAAUGGAAUAAAGAUGAUUGGGAUUUUAUAUUGUCUGAUAUUUUGAAACGAGAAAAAAAAUGCUUGGAUUGUUCUAAUGAUUUGUUUGAAUACAGUGAAUAUUUAAAUGAAACAAGAAAAGCUUUCAUUAGAAAAACUCCAUCAACUAAUAUUAAAAUUCCAACUCCUCCAGUGCUAGUUGGUUAUGACAACCAAUUUGAUUUUAAAAAUGAGAAGCGAUAUGGUCAACUACCAAUUCAAAAAAUAAAAAUUGAUGGUAAUAAUAGUGGUAAAUUAAAUGGUGUUAAUGGAAUUCAAAAUUCUGUGAAUACUAAGUCUAAAAUUCAUCCGCAAAAAAUAGUUACUCCGAAUCAAGGAACAGUUCCAAAAAGUCGAGUGCAAUUGACAAAAAACAAUUUAUAUAAAAUAAAUAAUCAAGUUAAUUUUACUCCAAGAAAUACUCUAAGACAAUCUACAAUUAAAGAAGCCUUUGCAAUUAAUAAAGAAAAUCAUAAUAAAGGAGUAAAUAAUGUUAAGACCAUUAACAAUACUAAAAGCUUAGAAAAGACUCUUAAUGGUGACGCUGGUAAAGAUAAUAUCAGUGACUCAUCGUCGAUGUAUAAUUUUAAUCCAUUUCGUCGAAAAAUUAAUGCUCAAAAAAAAUAA
Messenger RNA from Cotesia glomerata, 1421 nucleotides. RefSeq lists its product as uncharacterized. The transcript has 4 exons. Bases 21 to 1421 code for a protein of 466 amino acids. Lineage: Eukaryota; Metazoa; Arthropoda; Insecta; Hymenoptera; Braconidae. The record is from RefSeq and is a predicted model, not a curated record.